Balaenoptera musculus (blue whale) is the source of this 1131-nucleotide messenger RNA. RefSeq names its product potassium two pore domain channel subfamily K member 15 (gene KCNK15). Bases 34 to 1020 code for a protein of 328 amino acids. Gene Ontology annotation, cellular component: membrane. The record is from RefSeq and is a predicted model, not a curated record. Gene Ontology annotation, molecular function: potassium ion leak channel activity. The transcript has 2 exons. Lineage: Eukaryota; Metazoa; Chordata; Mammalia; Artiodactyla; Balaenopteridae. Gene Ontology annotation, biological process: potassium ion transmembrane transport; stabilization of membrane potential.
GCCGGGCUGGCGAGCGGGGCCCAGGGCUCAGCGAUGAGGAAGCAGAGCGUGCGCACCGCCGCGCUCAUCCUGUGCAUCCUGUCCUACCUGCUGGUGGGCGCCGCCGUCUUCGACGCGCUCGAGUCCGAAGCGGAGAGCGGCCGCAAGCGGCUGCUGGCCCAGAAGCGGAGCGAGUUGCGGAGGAAGUACGGCUUCUCGACCGAGGAUUACCGCGAGCUGGAGCGCCUGGCGCUGCAAGCCGAGCCGCACCGCGCCGGCCGCCAGUGGAAGUUCGCCGGCUCCUUCUACUUCGCUAUCACCGUCAUCACCACCAUCGGGUACGGUCACGCCGCGCCGGGCACGGACUCGGGCAAGGUCUUCUGCAUGUUCUAUGCGCUCCUGGGCAUCCCCCUGACGCUGGUCACCUUCCAGAGCCUGGGAGAGCGGCUGAACGCGCUGGUGCGGCGCCUCCUGCUGGCGGCCAAGCGCUGCCUGGGCCUGCGGGGGCCGCACGUGUCCACCGAGAACAUGGUGGUGGCCGGGCUGCUGGUGUGCGCGGCCACCCUGGCCCUCGGGGCCGCCGCCUUCGCGCAUUUCGAGGGCUGGACCUUCUUCCACGCCUACUACUACUGCUUCAUCACCCUCACCACCAUCGGCUUCGGCGACUUCGUGGCGCUGCAGAACGACGAGGCGCUGCAGAGGAAGCCGCCCUACGUGGCCUUCAGCUUCCUCUACAUCCUCCUGGGGCUCACGGUCAUCGGCGCUUUCCUCAACCUGGUGGUCCUGCGCUUCCUGGCGGCCAGCGCGGACGCGCCCGAGCGUGCUGCCCGCCCGCUCCGCCGGGGGUCGCCCGAGAGCCGCCGCCCCGCCCUGCCCCGCCGCCCCGCCCACCCCGCCGGCUCCACCUCCAUCUCCUACCGCAUCCACCAGCUGGAGUUGUGGGCCCGCGACAAUCCGGGCUUCUCGCCCCCCGCGAGCCCUGGGGCUGGAGGCGGCGGCGGCAGGGCAGGCAGGCCCCUGACCCGGCGGAAGUCCAUCUGACAGCCCUACCCUGGCUGGGGGUCGAUCCUAGAGCCCGAGGGUCUGGAUUCACCUGUCAGUACACCCUCCCCAGAGCUCGGAGAGGGGUGAGGGGCCGUGGCCUCAAUGCCG